AUGAGCGCGGAGAGAGGGCGGGACUUGAGUCUAUACUGUAAAGAAGCCGGGGACAUGAGCGACAGGUUUGUGGUGGUCCCCGUGGAAAGUGGGAGUGUCGGUGUUGACCCGGGCUCCCUGGACCAUGACACCGGGGGGGAGCUGGCCGAAUCGGGCGAGGAUUCCGUGUUUGAGGCCCCCCAGCACCAGCAGCACCUGCAGCAGGCGGGGCUGGAAGAGGAUGGAAUCGUGCCCAUUCUGGAGUACAACCGUGAGCCCAACAAGUAUGGUGCGUAA
Knipowitschia caucasica is the source of this 276-nucleotide messenger RNA. The record is from the annotation of a GenBank genome assembly. Lineage: Eukaryota; Metazoa; Chordata; Actinopteri; Gobiiformes; Gobiidae.